This is a messenger RNA of Biomphalaria glabrata, 1147 nucleotides long. RefSeq lists its product as uncharacterized. Gene Ontology annotation, molecular function: G protein-coupled receptor activity. NCBI's taxonomy places the organism in Eukaryota, Metazoa, Mollusca, Gastropoda, Planorbidae. The record is from RefSeq and is a predicted model, not a curated record. Gene Ontology annotation, biological process: G protein-coupled receptor signaling pathway. Gene Ontology annotation, cellular component: membrane. Bases 74 to 1147 code for a protein of 357 amino acids. The transcript is spliced from 3 exons.
UUACACAUCUUCAAAUAAUCCCCAUCAAUCAAUUUGAGUAGAACAUUACGUCACAAGGAUCUUCCAGACGACUAUGAACACUUCGGGCAGUUCCGCUGGUCGAGUGACUUUUGACUCGCUCAUCUCCUAUGACACUGCCAAGUAUAUCUGUCUAGUGUACUAUGUUUAUCUCGGACCGCUGGUGGCAGCUUUUGGUAUAGCUUUCAACAUCAUCAACAUUAUCGUCUAUGUCAGCCAAGGCUUCCGGGACUCUGUCAAUAUCAGCUUCAUCACAUUGGCAUGUUCUGACAUUGGUGGUCUCCUUUCUGCGUUGUGGUAUGGCAUUGGUUUGAAUCCUGACUUUGUGAGACUUGUAAAUUACGCUUACUCUCCUUCAGAGUUUAUGAACUUCACAGCAGCAUGGCCUAGGGCCUAUUUCUCCAAGAUAACGUGCUGGAUCACAGUGUUCAUCACUCUAGAAAGAUGUAUGUGCAUUGUUGCACCGCUGAAAGUGAAGACUCUAUUGACUCCAAAGAGAACUGCCGUAUGCAUGCUGGUUCUGUACUGCCUGGGUGUAAUCAUCACCUUCCCCCAUGCCUAUCUGAAUGCAGUGUUUCUUGUCUGGAAGUUCGAUCUCGUCUCGAACAGAACUUUUCUCGGGUUCGGCUACGGCCCAAAUUACCAUAAAAUUGAUCUCAUCGGCGGCUUCAUCAACACAAUGAGCAUCAUCAUACCAUUGGGAGUCAUCAUCCUCAGCACUGGUCUCAUCAUUGUGGAGCUUCAAAGAAAAUCGCUUUGGCGUCAGUCGGUGGCAAACUCUGGAGGUGCCAUGGAUGCGGCAUUUGUGAAAAGAGACCGGGUUGUGUUUAAAGUGAUCAGCGUCUUGGCGUUUCUCCUCAUCAUAUGUUAUCUCCCUCACGCCUGCAACUUUACGGCAUACGCCAUCGUCCCAGAUUUCAGUCUGACUGGUAAAUACGUACUUCUGUACGGGGUCAUGUGGUCAGUGUCUUGGAUCUCAGAAAUCAUUAACUCAAGCUGUACUAUAUUUAUCUAUUAUUUUGUCAGCUCUAAAUACAAAGCUACGCUGAACUCAUUGAGAGUAGUCACUUGUUUGAAAACACUCAUACUUCUCUUCAGCGCCAAAAAGAAUGUUUGGACUCAGUUGUAG